AUGCAAUCCACUCCCCUUUUUUACAAAAGAAACGCGUGUCCUGAGCUGUGGGAAACUUCCAGGUCCUACAUCUGCUACGUGGGAAGGCCCGAGAGGGAUUAUUUGUGUGCUCGUCUUCACGGCAGCAGUUGCACAAGUUACGCACAUGCGUGGACAGCCGAAAGGCCGAGGCUUCAGACUUUUGCCUUUAAUCUCACGAACAGAGGCCCCCUCCUUAAAAACCCCACGUCGGUAGGUGAGAGAAGCAGCCAGCCCGCAGAGCGCUGGAGUUUGCCGAACUCCCGCUGCCUUAGGUGGUGGUCCCGGCAGCCAGGGGCACUGGCCGGCUCCCCAGGCUCUGCAGCACUGGGAAAUCACCUUUUUCCCCCCAGUAUUUCGAGUUCCCUGCCCAAACCACUCGUCCCGAGAUUAUUCAUUAACUCCUUUUGCAGCAGAGGCGUUUCUCUGAGGUCCUCCCGUCCCUCCCGCCCCGGCGCCCCUCAGCCCGGCUCGCUGCCCUCCUACCUGCUCGCCUCCCCCGGCCACCGGGACUCCCGCAGCGCCGCGUCCCUCCGCACCUGCCCUUUUUUUGGGGGCUGCAAGCGUGCCUUUUCCGUCAAGGCAACAUCACUUCCCGUAAGGCCCGAGGUAGGGGCGGGACGGCGGCGGGCAGGACUGAUCCACACCUAUCGCAAGAUUAACGCUGUCCUCCCGAGCUACACGCUGAAGCACUUCUCCAAGUACAGCCUGACUUUCAGGCAACCUUAUCUACUAAAUAGCCACUCUAGCCUCACUCCGUCAGGAAUCAAAGAUGCGUAUAUGCAUGUGCGGUACAUGUGUGUAUGUAUCUAUAUACAGGCACGCGCGCGAGGCCCCGCGGCCUCUCCGCGCUGCUCGGCGGCACCUUCCCCCGUCCGGCGGGGAGCGGGGGCAGAAGAGGGCCCGGUGCUCCCCGCCCCGGGAGCGCGUCGCCCCGCGGCCCCGAGCAGCGCCCUGCCAGGCGCUGCCGGCGGGCCAGCGCCGCUGCUGGCGCUCACGGUGGCGCUGCGGACGCUCAACUGCUUCCUCGUCCAGACCAGCUUCGUCCCGGACGAGUACUGGCAGUCGCUGGAGGUGGCGCACCGCAUGGUCUUCAAUUAUGGGUACCUGACUUGGGAAUGGGCAAAUGGCUUAAGGGGCUACUCGUACCCACUGAUCUUUGCGGGCAUCUACAAGGCUUUACAGCUGCUGGCUAAGGAUGAUGUUCACCUGCUGAUAUGGGUCCCUAGACUUGCACAGGCAGUGCUGGCAGCUUUUGCUGAUGUGAAGCUUUACUCAUUAGUGCAACACCUUGAAAAUGCAGAAACAGCAAAGUGCGUGUACUUCUGUCAGCUGUGUUCCUGGUUUACAUGGUAUUCCUGUACCAGAACUCUAACAAACACCAUGGAGACUCUUCUUACCAUUUUUGCUCUUUCCUACUAUCCGAUAAAAGGUUCCAAGAUGGGGAGCAGUUGCAAAUAUUUAGCUUUGAUAGCACUUGCAAUUGUUAUUCGUCCUACUGCUGUCAUCCCAUGGAUACCUUUAGUCUUCAGUCAUUUUUUGCAAGAACAGAGGAAAGCAGACCUUAUCCUACACAACUACAUUCCAGUUGGAUUGGUCACAGUAGGAACCUCUUUAAUAAUUGACCGUGUGUUUUUUGGUGAGUGGGUACUGGUUCAGCUGAACUUCUUGAAAUUCAACGUGCUGCAGAAUUUGGGAACGUUUUACGGAUCUCAUCCUUGGCAUUGGUACUUCACUCAGGGACUACCAGUCAUCUUGGGUACCCAUCUGCCUUUCUUUAUUCAUGGCUGUGUGCUGGCACCAAAAAGGUAUCGCAUCUUUCUAAUGGCAGUGAUUUGGACAGUGUUGGUAUACAGCACGCUGAGCCAUAAAGAAUUCAGGUUCAUCUAUCCAGUACUGCCAUUUUGCAUGGUUUUUUGUGGAUAUUCUUUGAAACACCUGAAAGCAUGGAAGAAGUCUGCAGCAAGUUUCCUGCUUUUAUCCAACUUACUCCCAGCUCUGUAUACAGGCUUGAUUCACCAGCGAGGCUCUCUUGAUGUUAUGAGUCACAUACAGCAACUCUGCAAUAGCUCUUACCAGUCACAAGCUUUUGUCUUCAUCAUGAUGCCAUGCCACUCUACUCCAUUUUACAGUCAUGUUCACUGUCCUCUAAAAAUGAGAUUCCUUCAAUGUCCCCCAGACCUAACCGGAAAUGAGAGCUACAUUGAUGAAGCAGAUGUAUUUUACUCUAAUCCACUUGGCUGGCUUAAUAAGGAGUUUUACAAUGAUACGUUAUUACCCAGUCACUUGAUCUUCUUCAGUGUGCUAGAACAGGAAAUAUCAUCAUUUCUAGCUUUAAGGGGCUAUGAGAGAACAGCUACUGUCUUUCACACUCAUGUACCUCAAGGACGAGUUGGAAGCCAUAUCUAUGUCUACAGGAAAAAAACUGACAUUAAUCGUACCUGAAGAUCAGUUUCUAGACUUAAGAGCUAAAUGAGAUCAGUUUUGCAUAGUAGUACUAUGCUUAGAAGAUCUUGUACUGCAGAAAGGAGAGAGUAGUGAGUCUGAAACCGGGUAAGUCAAAUGGGGAGGUCUGAUUAGGCAGCCAUUGUCUCUCUGGAAACACAUAAACCUCUUCCUGAAGGCAACUUCAGUAGCAGUAUGGCAGGGUGGGGGUGUUGACCUACCUUACAACACUAGAAAACAUCAGGAAGACCAAAGUUACCAUAUGACUACUUAAACAAUAAAAAAUUAGACAAGACUGGACCAUUUUUAUAGAACUGUACAGCUAUACCAAGUUUGUUUUAUAAAUAAAGACUUUUACCCACAAUGUCUCUUUAUUUUUCUUCUACAAUAUGCAGAUAUGCAAGACAUUUCAAGUGCUUAAAUCAGCAAGCUGAUUAGAGUGCAGCACAGCAAAUUCUUCACAAUUCAACAAGCUCUUGAGCCCCC
Messenger RNA from Haliaeetus leucocephalus (bald eagle), 2949 nucleotides. RefSeq names its product phosphatidylinositol glycan anchor biosynthesis, class B (gene PIGB). The record is from RefSeq and is a predicted model, not a curated record. NCBI's taxonomy places the organism in Eukaryota, Metazoa, Chordata, Aves, Accipitriformes, Accipitridae. The coding region runs from base 1 to 2463 and encodes 820 amino acids. Gene Ontology annotation, molecular function: alpha-1,2-mannosyltransferase activity. Gene Ontology annotation, cellular component: endoplasmic reticulum membrane. The transcript has 14 exons. Gene Ontology annotation, biological process: GPI anchor biosynthetic process.